AUGGCGGUGGUGGCAAUAGUGGAAGGCGGCAGUGGUGUUGGUGGAAGGCGGCAUGGGAAGAGGCCCCUUUCAUCCGAUGAUUCAUCGGAGAAAAAAGAAGAGGAAGAAGAACUCAAUAAUAUCUUUCCUGUCUACUCAGCUAGAUCUCAACAAGACAUGUCGGCCAUGGUUUCAGCUCUCACUCAAGUUAUUAGAAACACUGAUGCGCCUGCACCAGGAAGCUCACUAGCAAUAUCCAUGCCCCAGCCCGGUGCAACUGUGCCUCCUCAUCAGUCUCAACCCAAUAUUCACGAUCAAGGGAUCCAAAGGGGAAGACACUAUAGAGGUGUGAGGCAAAGGCCAUGGGGCAAGUGGGCAGCCGAAAUACGAGACCCUAAAAAAGCAGCAAGAGUUUGGCUAGGCACUUUCCAAACAGCUGAGGCUGCAGCACUUGCAUAUGAUGAAGCAGCUCUUAGAUUCAAAGGAAACAAAGCUAAGCUCAACUUCCCUGAAAGAGUUCAAGGGAGAACCGAGUUGGGUUACCUAACAACUCGUCAAGACUCGCGUGUCAUGGCUCAGCGAGUACUGUCUGCUGACUCGGUUGCUCCUCCUCCUCCUCCUCCAGUCCUUCUGCAUCAAAAUAUAUAUCCUAAUUUUGCUCAUUAUGCACAAGUUCUUGGUAGUGGGGAUCGUAAUUUGAACCACGCCAGAUCAUCCGGUAUCUACCAUAGUGGAACAUAUCUUUCGCAGUCUCUGUCUUCGCCUUCAACAUCUUCAUCUGCAUCAACAUAUAAUUGGCAACAACAAGGAGGAGAGGUUAGAAGACUUCUAUCACAGUCCAGAAGUUCUUCUUCAAGUUGUGAUCCUCCAAAGAAUUGGGAAGAUUUUGUUCCCAAAUUGGAUCACUCAAAAGGGUAGUUGAUCCAAGUUCACUUGAGCUAGACAGAAGAAGUACUAGUAGCCAUGAAAACUUGGGGGGUACAUCAACUUAUAUCUAUUGUGAUUUUGUUUUCUUUAAGCUAAAAAACAUAUGUUGGUUUGAUAAUUUUUGUGUUGUAUCGCGCAGGAAAUUUUUAACAAUCAAAAGAAGA
Messenger RNA from Cornus florida, 1070 nucleotides. RefSeq names its product ethylene-responsive transcription factor ERF114-like. The transcript is spliced from 3 exons. Gene Ontology annotation, biological process: ethylene-activated signaling pathway; regulation of DNA-templated transcription. The record is from RefSeq and is a predicted model, not a curated record. The coding region runs from base 1 to 897 and encodes 298 amino acids. NCBI's taxonomy places the organism in Eukaryota, Viridiplantae, Streptophyta, Magnoliopsida, Cornales, Cornaceae. Gene Ontology annotation, molecular function: DNA binding; DNA-binding transcription factor activity.